Molecule: messenger RNA, 1654 nt
Organism: Hippopotamus amphibius kiboko
Lineage: Eukaryota; Metazoa; Chordata; Mammalia; Artiodactyla; Hippopotamidae
Gene: SURF6
Product: surfeit 6
Exons: 5
Coding region: 142-1200 (352 amino acids)
Biological process (GO): ribosomal large subunit biogenesis; ribosomal small subunit biogenesis
Cellular component (GO): nucleolus
Molecular function (GO): RNA binding; DNA binding
Source: RefSeq, a predicted model, not a curated record
UUGGCUAAUCGAGCACCGCGCGCCGGCGGCUCGGGGCUCGGUCGGCCGCGCCUGCUCACGUGGUGGGUUCCGGCGAGCGCGGCCGGGAGGGCACCGUCGGUGAGGGCCGCGCCGGCCCUCCUCCCCACCGAGCUUCCAGCCAUGGCUUCUCUGCUCGCGAAGGACGUCUACCUGCAGAGCCUGGCCCAGAGGAUCUGCUCGCAGCGCAGCCCCGAGCCGCAGAAGCGCAAGCCGGCUGGCAAAACUCAAGUCUUAGAAGCUGCUGGGCCCCCCAAAAAGAAGAGGAAGAAAUCACAGAAGAAAUCCCGGGAACGGGAGAAAAAGGCUGCAGAGCCCAAGGCCCUGGCCCCUGUGGAGAAGUCUCAGGCCAGGAAGCCAGGGGUAGCCAAGGAGGCGGAGGCCUCCAGCUCCACAGAGGCCCCUGCAGGUGGCCUGGCCAAAGAGCCCGACUCUUUGUUUGCCUUGGACGUUCUGCGGCAGCGCCUGCACGAGAAGAUCCAGGAGGCGCGGGGCCAGGGCAGCACCAGGGAGCUGUCUCCCGCCAUUUUGGAGAAAAGACGCCGGAGGAAGCAGGAGCGCGACCGGAAGAAGAGGAAGCGGAGGGAGCGGAGAGCAAAGGAGCAGGCGGCCGAGGCCCCCGAGGGGGCAGAGGCCGCCCUGCCGCCUCCCGAGGCGCCCGGCGAGGCGGUGCAGGCCCCGGCGGGGCUGCUCUUCAAUAAGGUGGAGGUGACCGGGGAGGCGCCGGCCAGCAAGGCCCAGCGCAGAAGGGAGAAGAGGCAGAGGCUGAAGGGCAGCCUGACGCCGCUGACGGGCAGGAACUACCGGCAGCUGCUGGAGCGCCUGCGGGCGCGGCGGGUUCGGCUGGAGGAGCUGCGGGCCCGGGACGCGGGCCGGGCCCGGGAGCUCGAGGCCAAGAUGCAGUGGACCAACCUGCUGUACAAGGCGGAGGGCGUGCGGAUCCGCGACGACGAGCGCCUGCUGCAGGAGGCGCUGAAGCGCAAAGAGAAGCGGCGCGCGUGGCGCCGGCGCGCGUGGGAGAAGCGCACGGCGCACGUGGUGGGCAAGAUGCAGCGGCGGCAGGACCGGCGGCGGCAGAACCUGCGCAGGAAGAAGGCGGCCGGGGCCGAGCGGCGCCUGCAGAAGGCCCGCAGGAAGGGCCGCGUGCUGCCCCAGGACCUGGCGCGGGCCGGCCUGGCCUGAGGGGCUGCCCUCGCCGACUGCUCACGGGGCUCAGGCCGCGGGCGCAGGAGAGCCUUGAGAGGCGGGGAAGGGGAGACCCUGAUCCGGGCUCCAGCCGCCCCUUGCGAGGCCGGAAAGCACCCCGAAAGCUGCAGGUCGGGGGCGAGGGAGGGGGUGUGGCGGGAGGGGGGCUGCCCUGGACCGCCUCUUCUCCCGUGUUCACAGGAGCAGGAACGAACGGCCUUCGUGACUGCCGUGUCAUCCCCGGACUGACUGGGAAAGGACGAAAACCAGCUCCUGCAGCCGGAGCUGAGGUGGAGGGGCGGGGCUUGGGCUGCCUGGAAUUGAGUUCCUCUGAGUGUAUUUGUAAGGGGUAAAAACUAGAAUUGGAGAUAAGCAUACACAUUGAAUCUCCAGGUAACCAUGGAAAGAUAGAAACGGCUCCUGAGCUGGGAGGGGAGCGGUGGAGUGGGGG